Molecule: messenger RNA, 2175 nt
Organism: Ciona intestinalis (vase tunicate)
Lineage: Eukaryota; Metazoa; Chordata; Ascidiacea; Phlebobranchia; Cionidae
Source: RefSeq, a predicted model, not a curated record
UACUUAGGGAAUUUCCCUGGUGAUAUUUUGAUAGAGUUGAUUAACUUCAAUUCCACGUGGUUGUUUUUGUUAGUUUUCUAAUAAAAAGAAAAUACAUUAAUGUACCAUGGCUGGGGCAAAGAAGUCCACCUCAAAGAAGGACUUAAAAACCAAGCUAUCGAAUAAAAUUAGAAAAACCACGAAGAAAAUGAAAGAUUCAAAACUUUGCAAGAGCAUGAAGUCAAAAAGAAUGAAGUUAAAGGAGGAAAUCUCAACAGAAAAUAAGGAGACGAAAGAAGAAAUUACAUUUUGCAGCAGUUCUUGUGAUAAUUCUCAAUCUCAAGAAGAUGAACUAAUGCCGUCCCCUUACAAGAAAUAUAAACUGGAGCAAAUGAGUCGAAUGUUGGAGUCGGUCAAUAUUUGUCCUCUACUUCCGGACGACUGUGAAUUAUUCCCUAUAAAGAAAAAUAAUGAAUCGGCCUUGCUUGCCAUGAAAAGCACUUCAAGUGGCGUCAAACUUCAUGGUUGUGCAAAAGUGUCUGUAAUUUGUGGCUUGUGCGUAAUUAACGGGUUCACUCUUAGUGUUGAGAACUCCCCACAAGUGAUAAUGGCCCCUCUUACACAUGUAGCAACAACUGUGCGUCCUAUCGCUGUUGAAACAAAGCAAUGCAGAAAGGAUAUUUAUAAAAAGUACAAAACAGCAGUUUCGAAUAUUAAAGACACCUUAGACAAAUAUGAAGUUAUUCUGUUGUUCCAAUCAACCUCAAUCCAAACACUCAGCUAUCCUGGCUAUCCAGAUAUUUUUACUCCAUCAAUAACUGAAGUGAAGGACUUUAGGGUGUUAUGCAAACAAUGUUUCUUAUGUUCAACAUCCAGAUAUUUCAUUGAACACAAUUCUUAUACGGAAGCUGUUAAUUCACUACGAAGUCAUGACAACAAUACCCAAUCAUAUCCUGUAAUUGUAACUGCUGGUGGUAAAAAUGUUGGAAAAUCAACAUUUAACAGAUAUCUUGUUAAUCGUCUACUAAGCGACCACAAACAUGUUUAUUACUUGGAUUGUGACAUCGGACAAAGUGAAUUCACACCAUCUGGUUUCAUAUCCGUUACACGCAUUGAACAAAACCAACCUUUACUUAGCCCUACUUUCACAAAUGAAGUCAAACCAAUGCUGAUGUGUUAUUACGGUCACAACACACCUUCUGGAGAUCCUGACUUCUACUCAUCAUGUGUGCAGUUUGUGCUGCAAUCAUUAUUUGAAGUAUUGAAUGGAAAUCUUGACGGGCCGCUUGUGGUGAAUACUAUGGGUUGGAUACGAGCUCUCGGACUUCAACUUUUAAUUGACACGAUAAGAAUGGUGAACCCAACACACAUCAUGCAGUUUCAAACUGCCAAAGACUCUCGGAACCUUGCUCCAAUGACGAAAGAGUUUGUAUCUUCUAUGACUGGGUGGCUGACUCCACAAAGCCACGCUUGUCAUGAGUUGGUUACCAUAGCAACAUCAAUCACGCCACUCGAAAUAAUAAAGUACAUGGCACCAGACUACCGCAACCUGGCUAUGUUGUCCAAGUUAUCACAAAUCGCGGAUGCUUGUGUUAAUAGAGACUCUUCAAUAAAUCAGAAAUUGACCAGGCAAACUCUUCUUGGGAAACUACAAAGUGCUCAACCUUUCAAAAUCUCAUUGAAACAUUUACAAGUGUAUAAUGCUACAGAUAGUCAAGUUAAAUACAAACAUGUCUUGGCUGCUUUGAAUGCUUCUGUAGUGGCAUUAUGUAUAUCCCCUGAAAGUAAACAGGAUCUAAUGAAGAUUGGUAAUGAAGAUUUCAUCCCACCUGCUCAACCAUGUACUUGUAUUGGUUUGGGGUUGGUAAGAGGUGUGGAGCCAGAUAAUGGGUUCAUUUACAUUGUUUCCGACCUCAAUCUACAACAACUGCAGGAAGUGAAUUGUAUAAUACGUGGAAAUUCAUCAAUACCAGAACCUUUACUGCUGGAACAAGAGAAGGAGGCCACUAAAGAUUCACCAUAUGUGACGAACAACUUCCCAUAUGAAACGGUUGGUUCAGGAAUGUUCAGAGUACACAGGAAGUUUUCUAAGUUAACAAAUGAUGGGAAAUAAGUUGGUUUAAUUUCAGAUAUUAUUUUAAAGGUUUUCAUGUGUCAGUACGUAAAAAAUGAAAUACAAUCAAAAUGCAUUGUCAA